UUUGAGUAUUUUCCUGCAGGUGCAAGAAUCACCUAACUCCAAGAGAACAAGCUAUUCGAUUGCUUGUUUUUCGAGGCAGCGGGAAUCAGAAAAACGGGCAGCAACAAUGAUGAUCUCAGUCCACUUCGCAGUGCUCUUUUUUUGGAUGACGCAAGAUUUUGUGAGCUGUGUUAAUAUGAAGAUACCCACUGAUUUCUUGACUGUAGCGUUAGGAGAGUCUCUUACAUUAAACUGCACCUAUAAUUGCUCCACUGGAUUUGUUCGUGGCUGCUGGAGUAAAGCAUCAGACAACUCUGGCUGUCAUGGGAUAUUCAGCAAAGGCAGCUUUUGCACAAUAUCGCUUCAUCUGUCAAAUGUGUCUGCUGAAGAUCUCAAGAAGAGCUACACUUGCUACACACAAGACACAGAUGACCCUCAGCUUCCACAGAAAACUGAGCGCAUUGUUUUACUGCAACUAGAAGCUCAAACAAAAGCCCCAAACUUGACAGAUACUCCAAAGACUGAAACAAAAACUGAAACUUCAUCACUUCCUGCUAAGCCAAAAGAUUCAAGUGGAGGAGAAUUUACUGGGAUCAAGAUUUUAGCAACAGUUACCGUUGCUGUGGCCAUGGUGCUCGCAGCAUUGGCCGCUUACCUGUGUCUGAACCGGAGCAGACAGAGCUGGCAUGGUAAAGGGGAGUCUGUUGUGUCCAGGUCAGGCUCACCACUGCCAUAUCACGCUGUCCUCUCACCAGUGAAGGGGUCACUGUCAACACAAAGUGAAAGAGUGACUUUGAGGAUUCCAACACCAGAUAAUGAGAGUGACACUGAGGUUCCAUAUGCUGACAUAAUGAUCACUGUCCGAGGUGUCAGUACACCAGAGCUCACUCAGGUUGGCUACUCGACUUCCGGAGAUCAAAAAGAGUGGUGGGGGGAUGAAUCAAGGUCUCACCUGCAAGCCUCACGAUCAGCUGACAGACUGCAUGUCCCCCUGCCCAGAGAGGUCAGCCGCAAGAUGAGCACCAACUCGGAAUAUGCAGUCAUCACAUAUGCCUGAGAGAGAGAAGGGAAUCACGUCUGAUUUCGCUAUA
Messenger RNA from Xiphias gladius (swordfish), 1070 nucleotides. RefSeq lists its product as uncharacterized. NCBI's taxonomy places the organism in Eukaryota, Metazoa, Chordata, Actinopteri, Istiophoriformes, Xiphiidae. The record is from RefSeq and is a predicted model, not a curated record. The coding region runs from base 107 to 1036 and encodes 309 amino acids. The transcript is spliced from 10 exons.